AUGAACAACACUGAAGCAAAUAACAACACACCCAACAACGUACGUGGUCGCGGACGUGGUCGUGGAAAUGGACGUGGAGGUAGACGCGGACGUGGCAGACACGCUGGCACCUUUGUGUUUGUUGAACCUACUGUUCAGCACAACACCACUCCUGUCAACAACAGCAAUGCCCAAGCUGAGAACAACAACGCUAAUGUCGAAGAUGACAAUGGGCCUUCACGUCCAUACAACGUAUGGCCUGAGGUUGCAAUUUGUAUCCUUCUUGAGAUCAUGGCAGGCACCUACAAUCACUUGUUGAGAAGAGGAGAUACUGCCUUGAAACAGUUUAUCUGGGUUCAUUCGGCAGCUCUCUUGAAAUAA
Mucor mucedo is the source of this 360-nucleotide messenger RNA. RefSeq lists its product as uncharacterized. The transcript has a single exon. The coding region runs from base 1 to 360 and encodes 119 amino acids. Lineage: Eukaryota; Fungi; Mucoromycota; Mucoromycetes; Mucorales; Mucoraceae. The record is from RefSeq and is a predicted model, not a curated record.